Molecule: messenger RNA, 1083 nt
Organism: Fusarium proliferatum ET1
Lineage: Eukaryota; Fungi; Ascomycota; Sordariomycetes; Hypocreales; Nectriaceae
Exons: 1
Coding region: 1-1083 (360 amino acids)
Source: RefSeq, a predicted model, not a curated record
AUGGCUCUGAAACCCUCUCACCUAGCCUUAAUGGCUUUGACUUUUUUCUCUUCCGCUCCUCUUGCUGUUUCACAGAACACUCCGAAUGAGAACUUGGUCUUGGCCGAUUGUGGCAUCGGUCUCGGCGUGAAUGGCGGCUCAACCUCCCGCGAGGUCAUGUACUACAACGGCGACGUCUGGACGGGCCAAGGAGACAAUACCUACAAGCCAACCAUGAUGAUCAAUAUACCAUGGUCUGGCCAUUAUCCUUGGACGCAGCAGGGGGGGCUUGGAUUUACCUUGCCGAAUGGCGACGAGUUUGCUGUUCUUAUCGACGAAAACGUCAAGGACCCUAACAAGUCGGGACUGGCUCACCAUUCUUUUGAGCCUAAGCAUGACCUUACAUGCUACUCGUACCACCGUGAUAGAGUGUUCCAGUUGGCCGAUGGCAAGUGGUGUUCAAGCGCCUACGUCUGUAAUCACCAGCAAGGUAGUGCUUACAAAAGCCCCAACGACCCGAAGCCCGAUCCUCCAAAACCUCAGCCCCAAGAAAUAGAGAUUCAUGGCUCCGUUAACAAGGACACGGUGGAAAUCUACAACAUUCCAGCCAGCAAGAUCAUGAAUACCGCCAGAAAAGCGUUUCUCAAGGAUAGCUACAUGUGCGACACUACCAAGCAAGCCAUCAACGGCAAGUGUACUAUCAGUUGGAAAUGCCAGGGUGACCCAGCCACCGAGGCUCUCGAAAAGAUGGCUCAAGUCUUCGAUGAAUUGGCAACCAAUAAGGACUUUUCGUCCGAGCGAGAGGUGGUCACAGAGGUCUGCAGGCAGCCCGAUACGCGACCGGGCCAUGAGGGCCAGUGCCGGCUGUAUGAGCAGAAGGUUGACAAGUACUACAAGAUGCCUGGUAGCAUGGACCUCACUAUGCGCAACAAGGCAAGGCCUGAGACAGGAGAGAAUUCUAGCGUCCAUGGGACUCUGGAGUAUCAAAUUGAGUGCGAGACUAGUGCGUGGGACUGCUUCUUUUGUAACUCUGGUGGAAUCAUCCUGAGUGCCCAGUGGCCUUGGAUUGGCGCUCCUGUCUUGAUCAAAUGCCUCAAGUGUUAG